Saccostrea cuccullata (small rock oyster) is the source of this 723-nucleotide messenger RNA. RefSeq lists its product as uncharacterized. The transcript is spliced from 5 exons. The record is from RefSeq and is a predicted model, not a curated record. The coding region runs from base 244 to 723 and encodes 159 amino acids. NCBI's taxonomy places the organism in Eukaryota, Metazoa, Mollusca, Bivalvia, Ostreida, Ostreidae.
GGCUUCCUAAACACCUAGAAGAGUUUCAAUUUUGUUUUUCUGUAUAUUGUUUAUAAGAAGGAAAGUUAAAUACGAGGCAGGUUUUGCACAACUUUUUGACCUUUUUUGUGCAAUGAAUGUUUAUUCAAGCUGACCUUUUCUACUUUCGUUUUGACUAAAAACAUGGAUAAACAGUAAAAAAAAAAAAAAACAGAGACGCUCAAUAACUUGAUUUCAUGCAUUUAAAAAUAUGCUUGCUUGAAGAUGGGAAAAUGGUUUUUUCAAACAGUACUUAUUCUAACUAUAUUUGAAGAGAAUUGCAUCAUGUGUCAGUUAGGUCCUUGUGAAUAUUCCUUAGUAACCGUAGAAUAUGUAAGCUCCUGUCCCUCCAACAAAGUUGAAGCAGCGCAGUCAGCCUCUCGUAAAAAUUGUGAGCAUCAUGCAAAAUUACAGACAUGCACAAACCCAAACAAUUUCAAAUACCACUGUCUAAUAAAUGCAGAAGGAAACAAAAAUAUUGAAGUAUGUGCACCUGGAAAGAAAGUUAACGGUUUUUGUACGGAGUUUGAUACCGACACAGCAAUACUUCAAGACAACUACAACUUUGAUUGCUCAAAAUAUGAUCCACCUUGUCCGAAACAGUACAACUCAACAGAGGCAUAUUUAUAUAGAGAAUGUUAUGAAUGUAACUGGGAAGCCAGACCUACUUUAUCUAAGACGUACUUAACCGAGAAAAAUCCGUAA